AUGUGGACCCUCUGUGGUAACGUAUAUGACAAAAGCGGACGAGAGGAAAAGGCGGUCCUGAUGAGCUCCACUAGUUAUGAAGAAGCUUCCGGAGAGUUCACUAUCCCCUCACAGAUGGAGCUUCAAGUGAUAUGUUUUUCCGUUGACUCUUCCUACGAUGUGUGUGAUCCUUCAGAAUGUUCUGCAUCAACGCAUUCCAAGCGGAUUCGCAAACGACAUUUGGAUUCAUUUCGUUAUGAACAGGACAUCCGGUUAUCAACAUCAGUAAAAGAAAACAAAAGGCGAGGAUUCGGGAAGUUCGAGCGGGGUGAAAGACGGGAGGAUAAAUAG
Messenger RNA from Opisthorchis viverrini, 330 nucleotides. RefSeq lists its product as hypothetical. Bases 1 to 330 code for a protein of 109 amino acids. The transcript has 3 exons. Lineage: Eukaryota; Metazoa; Platyhelminthes; Trematoda; Opisthorchiida; Opisthorchiidae. The record is from RefSeq and is a predicted model, not a curated record.